Pelmatolapia mariae (spotted tilapia) is the source of this 1873-nucleotide messenger RNA. Its product is annotated as sorting nexin-9-like. The transcript is spliced from 17 exons. Bases 87 to 1685 code for a protein of 532 amino acids. Gene Ontology annotation, molecular function: phosphatidylinositol binding; protein binding. Gene Ontology annotation, cellular component: cytoplasmic vesicle; plasma membrane. Lineage: Eukaryota; Metazoa; Chordata; Actinopteri; Cichliformes; Cichlidae. The record is from RefSeq and is a predicted model, not a curated record. Gene Ontology annotation, biological process: cleavage furrow formation; endocytosis; protein transport.
GCUCCCUACCUUGACGCAGCGGGGCUCAGGUCGGUCCGCGAGCUGACGGCAAGAACCGGGAUCGAACUUACUUCUGUGACGUCACCAUGGCUGCUCAGGCUCUGGUUCUGUACGACUUCACAGCGGAGCCAGGAAACAACGAGCUGUCGGUGAGAGAGGGGGAGACCAUCACUGUGACAGACCAGACUGUGGGUGGAGGCUGGAUCCAGGCCCAGAACUCCAGCGGACAAACCGGCCUUGUACCUGAGGGAUAUUUACAGGUCAGAAACACUGGUGGUGUUGGAGGAGGCGGGGACCUGGGCUCGGGGGGCGGGGCUUUUGUCAGUCACACACAGGGAUGGGACAGUCGAGGAUACAAUCCCACACAGCACGCUGUUCAGGAUGAUGACGGCGAGUGGGACGACGAAUGGGAUGACCAGUCGGUGAGCAGUUACCAUGACAACAAUCAACCGGAAGGGGAGGCCGGAGCCUCAGGACGAAGCGCCCAUGGGCCCAGUGUUAAGAUCUCCCUCAAUAAGUUCUCGUUCUCCAAAGGUCCGAGUCCAGAAGUCUUCAUGUUAGCCCGACCUCCGGCUGACAGCAGAGAGAGACUUCCUGUCUACAUUGGAGAAGUAGGCCCCGUCUGGCUGUACCCGACGUCUCCUCUGGACUGUGUGAUUGCUGAUCCAAAGAAAGAGUCCAAAAUGUACGGACUGAAGAGCUUCAUCGAGUACCAGAUAACACCCAAUACGACCAACAGACCUGUCAAUCAUCGCUACAAGCACUUUGAUUGGCUGUACGAGCGUCUGCUGGAGAAGUUUGGGUCCAUACUGCCCAUCCCCUCACUGCCUGACAAACAGGUGACAGGCAGGUUUGAUGAUGACUUCAUUAGGAUGAGGAUGGAGGGUCUGCAGGCCUGGAUGACUCGGAUGUGUCGGCACCCAAUCGUCUCUCAGAGUGAAGUCUUUCAGCUCUUCCUCACCCACAGAGAUGAGAAGGAGUGGAAGGCGGGGAAGAGGAAGGCAGAGAAAGACGAGACGGUGGGUCCAAUGAUGUUCAGUUUGGUUGAACCUGAAGCUGCAGAGCUCGAUGUCGUCCAGGUUGAACAGAGGUGUGAACACUACAGCCGCUUUACAAAGUCCAUGGAUGACGGCGUCAGAGAGCUGCUGAACGUCGGGCACGCGCACUGGAAACGCUGCACCGGACCGCUUCCUAAAGAGUAUGAGCGCAUCGGCCAAGCCUUCAGAAACCUGUCAACUGUAUUCAUCACCAGCAAAUAUCCAGGUGAGGCGACGUUGACCGACGCUCUGACGGCUGCUGGAAAAACCUACGAGGAGAUCGCUGAGAUCGUCGCCCAGCAGCCUCAGAAGGACCUCCACUUCCUGUUGGAGACUAACAGCGAGUACAAAGGGCUGCUGGCGUGUUUCCCAGACAUCAUUUCUGUACACAAGGCUGCUGUAGAUAAAGUGAAGGAAGGCGAUCGUUUGGUUUCUGCAGGAAAAAUGAACAACAGCGACAGGAAGUGCAUGAACCAGCGGCUCAGCUGCAUGAGCUACGCCCUGCAGGCUGAGAUGAACCAUUUCCAUAGCAACCGUAUCUACGACUACAACCGAGUGAUGCAGCUUUACCUGGAGCAGCAGGUCACCUUCUACCAGCAGAUCGCAGAUAAGCUGAGAGAAGCUCUGAGUCAGUUCACCACGCUGUGAGGACGCCGCCGCCACCGUGUGAUGUCACAUGUGACAUCACAGCCUGAUUCACUGUUAACAAAAUAAAAGCCUCAUAAUCUUUAUAGUGUAAAUGUUGAUAUGAUAAUGAUUAAUGAUGAGUUUCCUUCUUUUUCUGCUUUAUUUAAAAACUUUUUAACAGCUGAUUUUACACGUUUAAUAAAACUUUC